Anopheles merus is the source of this 3222-nucleotide messenger RNA. Its product is annotated as agrin. The record is from RefSeq and is a predicted model, not a curated record. NCBI's taxonomy places the organism in Eukaryota, Metazoa, Arthropoda, Insecta, Diptera, Culicidae. Gene Ontology annotation, molecular function: protein binding. Gene Ontology annotation, biological process: cell differentiation; multicellular organism development. Bases 525 to 2174 code for a protein of 549 amino acids. The transcript is spliced from 7 exons.
AAAUUCAUUCUCGAUUUAUUUCUCCUUGGACUUGGACCAGUUUCUUCCAAGCUCACCCCGAACCCCAGUUGGUGGAGCCGUUCGGAGUGCGCCGUGUGCAGUGUCUGUGUAUACCUUCCCGACCGCCCGAGUGCGCUUCAGUUUGUUGCCUUUUCCCGACCGCCAGUGACGGUGACUGCGAGUGCGAGUGCAAAGCCCCGCCACGAGUAUUGGCCCUACACUGGUGUGUGCGAGCGCACGUGAAAGAGUUUCAGACUAUUUUAGCAUAAACAUUUUGUGACAGUGAAACAAGAAAAAAGGAAACACAGAAAAAACGACCUACAAAAAAACAAUUCAGAGUGCAUCGUGUGCAUCCCCGCGAGUGAAACAGACCGCGAACGGUGUGUUUUUGUUGCGAAAAAAAGAAGCAAAACUCAAGUGCAGUGAAAACAGUUGCAACAUUCUUGCAACCAUUCGGAAAAACGGUACAUUCUGUGAGUGUGUUUGUGAGUGUGUGAGUGUGUGAGACUAAUCGGAGCUCAACCAUGUGGAAGCUGGUGACGCUGCUGGCGGUGCUGUUCGCGUUCGAGGCCAGUUUUGCAAAAGAAUCCAUCCCAUCGCUGAUCGAUACAGACACGCUCGGCACUGACGGUACGUCCAGCCGGCAGAGCAAAGCGGUAUCGAGCCACUGCCCACGGUCCUGCCCGGUACAGAGCUCCCCGCAGGAGCCCGUCUGCGGUAGCGAUGGACUGAUCUACGCCAACCUGUGCGAGAUGAAGAAGAAGACAUGUACGAAGGCAGCGCCGAACGCGGUCACCGAGGAUAAGGCGGGCUGCGAGCGAUCGAAGGGAUCGCCUUGCAACCAUCGCUGUCCGACGGAGAAGGAUCUGGUGUGCGGAACGGACGGACGUACCUAUCUGAACCGGUGCAUGCUGCGCGUGCAGGCUUGCCGCGUCGGCACGGCAGCCGUCUCGCUGGCUCACGUUGGUCCGUGUGCGAACGGAAGCGUCAUACGCGAGUCGUGUCCUGUUGAUUGUAAUAGUGCUCCCCAGGACGGACCCGUGUGUGCAUCGGACGGUAACGUGUACAACUCAACCUGCCAGAUGAAGCUGAUCACCUGCGGACAGGGUGUGGUUCGAACGAGUCGCAAACACUGCCAAAGCACCAGGAACUGCCGUGAGUCGUGCUGGCGUGUAGCACGCCCAACCUGCGGUUCGGAUGGCCGUCUGUACGCUAGCGCGUGUAAGAUGCGUGCCUCCAACUGUGGCAAGCACGUGUUCGAGGUCCCCAUUUCCUACUGUAUGUCGCAGGAGCGUGCCGGUGGUAGUUCGCACAGUGCCAGCAACAAGAUUGAAGAUUGCCCAACCGAAUGCCCGAAGGAUGCCCAGCAGAUGAUCUGCGGUAGCGAUGGUAACAUCUACACCUCGAUGUGUGAACUGAAGAUGCUGAACUGCGGGCAAAAGAAGAAAAUCCAGGCUUUGACGCUGGACCGCUGCAAGCAGAAGAUGAACCGUUGCAAGUCCCUACCAGCCUGCAAGCAGCACUCCAAGAAUGGUGCCACGUUCUUUGGUGAUCAGAAGGAUAUGCUGUGUGGUACCGACUCCAAGACAUACAACAAUGAGUGUGAACUGGCCCGAGCAACGUGUCUACGUGGCGUACAGUUAGCACAUAUUGGACCCUGCACACAGCUGAAAUCGAAGGUGGACGUGACGGACUGCAGCAGCUGUACGUACGACGAGGAACAGACCGGCCCUAUCUGUGGUUCGGACGGUAACACCUACAAAUCGCGCUGCGAAAUGAAACAAAAGACGUGCGGCCUGCGGGUAGUCCCCGUUUCGCUGAAGAACUGUGCCACCACCGCAUUGUGCGAGGCCAACUGUGAGCAGCAGCCGACGAACUACGUGUGCGGAUCGGACAACAAGCUCUACCCUAACGAGUGCCACAUGCGACGGGAAAACUGCGGCCGCCACAUGUUCCUGGUGCCGAUGAAGCGCUGCCUGGCCGCGUUCUCGUUCAAGGGCUGCUCUAAGAUCUGCCCGCAGGAGUUCGAACCGGUGUGCGGUACCGACGGCAAGACGUACUCGAACGAGUGUUUCCUCAGCAUCGAAAACUGCCGAUCGCGAUCGAUGGUGCAGAAAAAGCACGUUGGCCCGUGCGGACGACCAGAGGAGCCCUCGCACAACUAUCUGUAUUAAAAAACAGUUCUCAGUUUCCUACUCACCUCCUUUCCAUAUCUCUCCUUCCACUAUCCUACUAUCACUGCCAGCAAGCGUCAACACUUUGUCUUACCUAUGGCGAUGAGAAAAGAGGAUCUUCUCUCGACCGUGCCGCUUCUUCCACUACACAGUGUUAGUUUGUAAGGAUAUGCCCUACGUUAGAAUUAGAGUAACUAAACAACUCCUACCCCUACGUCCAACAACUUCCCUGCCCCUGCCCCUGCCCCUGGAUUCAUCCAAUGUAGCAUGUAAUUUGUAGUUAAGUUAACUUAAAUCGGAUCGAACAAACAAAAACGGAAUGGCUCACGUGACAGACACUUUCCCUUUAGGAGGGAUCAUCGUGCAGGGAACUUUAACGUUGUUUAUACUUACUAUCUCCUCUCUCUCUCUCCCUCUCUCUCAUCGCAAGACGUAUACAUCUAACGAGACUAAACCGCAACAAGCCUUCUAGCAAGAUUAGUGCUGCCACACUUUUUCGACGACUUUUUACAUCCAAAUCCCACCUGAAACCCCGCGUCUGAGCGAUUUGCUCGCGACACCAUGAACUGGAACCAUCCUUUUUACGCUAGAUUAUGGUCAGGUUUUGGAGGGAGAGAGGGGUUAGAGAUACAGUAGUAGUACACACAUCGAAAGCAACAUGCACGUCCCCCCAAAACAGUGUCAUUAUCAACAGGUAUCGCUCCCUGGCUUCCUGUCUAUAGAGUUGACGUGAUUUUAAUGAAGGAAUAAUUUAAACCGCAAGCAACAAAGUAUUCGUUUGUAUAACUUAUUUAAACCAGAAUCGUGCAUGGGAAAUGAAAAACAUGAAAGUAAAAGGAUAGGCAACUUCGUAGAGUUUGUAGUGGCGCUCGAUUUACGAUUUACUAUUCCAUCUGGUAGCUGGUAGCUACACAUCAUGCAAAACGUGAAGCUAGAAGCUAAACAUCGAACGUCAAGUCAGCAAGCGGUUCAGCGCUGCACGGAAGCGACAUUUCAACAAAUGUGUUUUGUUUAUUUUUGCCAAUAAAGAGAAACGAGAAUCGGUAAC